CAAACCAGGCCACGGUCACACUUAAUUUUUAAUGAGAAUUGCAUAAAAUUCAGGAUUUCUGCGGCAGUUUUUUAGUUAACAAUAUUAACCGCUUUACUCAAGCACUAUGCUAAACAAGGCAACUUUAAUUGGAGCAGUCGUGCGUCGCUCCUUUGGGUCCUCGCCGAUUAUGCGCCAGACGAUCAAGAACCAUGAGCCCAACAAUCUUGAAAGACGUAUGCUGGUGUGGACCGGUAAAUACAAGUCGCAGGGCGAAGUGCCGAACUUUGUGAGCCAGGAUGAGAUGGAGCGCUGCCGCAACAAAAUGCGGAUCCGGCUGGCCAACAUCAUGAUCGCUCUCACCGCCGUCGGUUGUGCCAUUAUGGUCUACAGCGGCAAGCAGGCAGCUAAGCGAGGGGAAUCCGUGUCGCAGAUGAAUCUCGAGUGGCACAAGCAGUUCAAGGAACCCCAAGCUGGCGACAAGGCUGCUCCCGCCGCCAAAUAGGAACCUGCUUCGAAACCACAACACCGUCUAAGUGGAAAGUUGGAUGAACACUCUAGAAACAUUUUAGUUUUGUUUUCUUUGGUAUCGUUUUGUGUUAGAAAACAAUUCGCUUAAGCAUGUAUUCAUGCCACAUCCUUGUUCGAUAUUUAGUGAUAUUUAUAGACUCAAAGUUAGUUUCAAUUGUAAAAAAGAAUAAAUAUUUUUAAAAUACUGUGCUUGUGAUUGAGCGAUUGAUAUCUAAGCUAUCUAUCUAAGCUAAUAAAAGGAUGUAACUGGCCCACAAA
Messenger RNA from Drosophila kikkawai, 768 nucleotides. Its product is annotated as UPF0389 protein CG9231. Lineage: Eukaryota; Metazoa; Arthropoda; Insecta; Diptera; Drosophilidae. The record is from RefSeq and is a predicted model, not a curated record.